Daldinia childiae is the source of this 783-nucleotide messenger RNA. RefSeq names its product putative glucuronan lyase a protein. Lineage: Eukaryota; Fungi; Ascomycota; Sordariomycetes; Xylariales; Hypoxylaceae. Bases 1 to 783 code for a protein of 260 amino acids. The transcript has a single exon. The record is from RefSeq and is a predicted model, not a curated record.
AUGUUUAUCUCUAAGAUCGCGGCGCUCGCGCUUCUUGCGCCUUGCACGCUUGUCUCUGCCACUCCGGUCUUCAAAAACCACGGAACACUGGACGGAUGGGAUGGAACCAACCACGAACAUAAAGGAACCGUAACUCAGGUCGACAACGUGUCUUACAACUCAGGCACAUCGAUCAAAGUGGUUCAGAUAUACGAUUCUGGCUACACUGGCAGAUACCACUCGGAAGUCUACAAGAAAGACGUCUACAAAGUCGGCGACGAGGGGUUCUACGGCUUCGCUUUCCGGCUGCACUCAACUUGGGACACCUCGUCCAAGCAAUCCUACAACAUCGCGCAGUUCAUCAGCAACCUAGAGGAUAACCCCGAUAACACGUGCGGGGAUGGCUUCAUCCCCUCGAUGAUGAUGUGGGUCGAGGGCAACGAGCUCAAGAUCCGCAGCAAGGGCGGCAACAUGUGCGAUAGCACCCUGAAGAAGUUCUCGGUCGGCACGAUCAAGCCGGGGUCUUGGCACCGCGUCGUUCUCCAGGCCAAGUGGGAAAGCGACAACUCGGGCUACUACAAGGUCUGGUUCGACGGGAAGCAGGCGCUGGAGAAAUCCGGCCUUAUCACUACGUACAGGGACACGCAGAAGAAAUACGGCUUCCAGUUCCGCACCGGCUUGUAUGCCAAUGCCUGGCACGACGACAAGCACAUGGAUGGAAACCAGGGCACCCGACAGCUGUGGAUUGAUGAGGUUGCCAUCGGAAACAAGUAUGAGGAUGUGGACCCCGGGGUUCAGCAGUAA